AUGCCGCCCUGGCUCUCACCGCUCUUCUUCCUCUUUGCACGUUCCGAUGAAGAACAGCUCCGGCGGCAGGUCCUUUUCUUGAGGGCGGAGCUAGAGAUGACCCGACAACGGGUCGAGAAGCAGCGGCUCUUUCUGACGAACGAAGAACGCCAGCGGCUUCUAGAACUGGGCGACGGGCUCGGGUCGGAUGUGUUGCGGCUGGUUUCCAUCGUGCACCCGCGAACGUACCGCCGCUGGCUGGAGCGGAGAAGCCAGGGUAAACCGCCCGCCAAGAAGAUGGGCCGUAAGGGAACGUCGGAGACGAUCCGCCAGAUCGUCGUGCGGCUCGCCCGUGAGAAUGGCUGGGGUUACGGCCGGAUUGUCGGCGAGCUGCGAAAAUUGCGCAUCCGCUGCGUCGGUCGCACGACGGUCCGCACAAUCCUCAAGGAGGAGGGGGUCCAUCCAAGCCCCAAGCGUGGACCCGGGACCUGGGACGACUUCAUCAAGAUCCACGCCGACACGCUGUGGCAAUGCGACUUCUUCUCGAAGAUGGUCGUCACUAGCAGCGGACUGCGGCAGGCGUAUGUGCUGGCGUUCCUGCACGUUAAUUCGCGAAGGGUCAUCUGCUCCCCGGCGACGCUCAAGCCGGACGACAAGUGGGUGACAGCCCAGGCCGAGUCGAUGCUGCAGCAGGCCCGGUCGAUGGAGUUGCCCGUUCGCUACUUGGUGCGGGACCUCGACUUUAAAUACUCCAGACGGUUCGACCGUGUCUUCGCAGAAGCGGGCGUUGCGGUCGAACCGACGGCGCCGCGGGCCCCGAAUCAGAACGCGUUCGUCGAGCGCUGGGUAGGAUCGAUCAAGUCCGAGUGCCUCAACCGCUUUAUCGCGUUCGGCCUCGUCCAUCUGGACCAUCUC
This is a messenger RNA of Symbiodinium sp. CCMP2456, 894 nucleotides long. The record is from the annotation of a GenBank genome assembly. NCBI's taxonomy places the organism in Eukaryota, Dinophyceae, Suessiales, Symbiodiniaceae.